Messenger RNA from Drosophila erecta, 733 nucleotides. It is a transcript of the gene E(spl)malpha-BFM, whose product is annotated as enhancer of split malpha protein. Bases 106 to 537 code for a protein of 143 amino acids. NCBI's taxonomy places the organism in Eukaryota, Metazoa, Arthropoda, Insecta, Diptera, Drosophilidae. The transcript has a single exon. The record is from RefSeq and is a predicted model, not a curated record. Gene Ontology annotation, biological process: Notch signaling pathway; sensory organ development.
CUAUAAAAGCCGUCCGUUUGCCGGUUGGGAAAUCAUUCUGACAUCGUCAGCCUUCCAAGCAACACGCACUCUAACAGAACUACCCAUACAAUUUCAACCCAAAAAAUGUGCCAACAAGUCGUUGUCGUCGCCACCACCAACAACAAGAUGAAGACCAGCUACAGCAUCAAGCAGGUCCUGAAGACGCUCUUCAAGAAGCAACAGAAGCAGCAUCAGCGCCAGCAGCAGAAGCCUCUGGGCUCUCUGGAAUCCCUAGAAUCCGUCGACAAUCUGCGCAACGCCCAGGUUGAGGAGGCCUACUAUGCCGAGAUCGAUGAGAACGCCGCCAACGAGAAGCUGGCCCAAUUGGCCCACUCUCAGGAGUUCGAGAUUGUCGAGGAGCAGGAGGACGAGGAGGAGGACGUCUAUGUCCCAGUUCGCUUCGCUCGCACCACCGCCGGCACCUUCUUCUGGACCACCAAUCUUCAGCCAGUCGCCAGCGUUGAGCCCGCCAUGUGCUACUCCAUGCAGUUCCAGGAUCGUUGGGCCCAGGCUUAAGAACCCAUUGCCUUGCCCAUCAAUCUUCAAGCUUUAAGAACUCUACUAAACAUUGUGAUAGCAUCAGCGGCUUUAACUCCCCAACAAUCUCGGCGAUCCAGCGCUUCCAUUAGUUAUUAAGAUAAUGUGAUAGAAAAAAGAAAAAGAGCUUUAAAACAAACGUAGAAAAUACAAAACAACAAAUAUCAAAAUCAAA